This is a messenger RNA of Brassica oleracea var. oleracea, 864 nucleotides long. RefSeq lists its product as uncharacterized. Gene Ontology annotation, molecular function: nucleic acid binding; zinc ion binding. Lineage: Eukaryota; Viridiplantae; Streptophyta; Magnoliopsida; Brassicales; Brassicaceae. The record is from RefSeq and is a predicted model, not a curated record. The transcript is spliced from 3 exons. The coding region runs from base 1 to 864 and encodes 287 amino acids.
AUGGAAGAAGAAGUGAUUUGGGAAGAUCAUCAUCAAAGGUACAAUGCUACGAGUGCAAUGGAUUUGGGCAUGUUUGGAAGGAGUACAGAAUCUGCGGCGGGAUCUGCCUCAGCGUCUGUGUCAGGGUCUUCAUGUGGAGGUGAUGAUGAUGCUGGAAGUGAAGAUGAUGAUGGUGAAAGCUUUGAUCUUGCUGGAAAUUAUGAAAAGUUGUAUGAGCAUUGGCUCAAGCUGGUUGAGACAAACUCAUAUUUGGCUAAGGAGAAAGCCAAGCUAGAAGCUCAAGUUGCUGAAGCACUUAAGUAUGCUUCAGAGAAAGAAGAAGAAGCACGAGAGGCUGUUGCUCAACUUACAGAGACUCAGAAGGGUUUGAGGAUGCUGAAUAAUGGGACGGAUCAGCUAGAUCAACUUCUCAGUAUUGGGCAAAGUGAUAGAUGCGGCCUUGUAUAUCAAGGAGAAUGUUCUAAGGCUGAAGGUGUUUUUGUAUCAGCAGGAAAAACUAAGGAUGUAGCUACGUCUGCUACAAAGCCAGAAGUUAAGAUGUCUGCAGAGAAUGCUACAAAUGGAAAGACUGCAGUGAAGCCUGCAACUGAUGUGAAGAAUGUGACGGCUACGCGUACUGCUACGGCAACUGCUACGGCGACUACUCCAGAGAGAGUUUCUGGAUUGAAGAGUGGAUCUCAACAAAGGUUUCGGCCUGUUUGUCAUCACUGUGGUGUUGUUGGACACAUUAGGCCAAUGUGUUUUAAGUUAUUGAAGGAGAAGAAUCAGAUGGAGCAAGCUUAUGGUAUGAGGUAUCAUGGACCUAUAUGUUAUUCUUGUGGAGUUCAAGGGCAUAUGCGGCGUGGUUGUGUCAACUAUAUAUGA